Messenger RNA from Actinia tenebrosa (Australian red waratah sea anemone), 341 nucleotides. RefSeq lists its product as uncharacterized. The record is from RefSeq and is a predicted model, not a curated record. NCBI's taxonomy places the organism in Eukaryota, Metazoa, Cnidaria, Anthozoa, Actiniaria, Actiniidae.
UAAAUCCACCGCAAAAAUCCGGCCCGUGCGGUGCGGCCUAUACUAAAAAGAAACCAACUAUAAAGAAACCAACUCGUACAACUGAAACUACAAAUACUUUGUUGGACUUGAUACUUGUUAGUGACACCUCUAAAGUUAAAGAUGCUGAUGUUAUGGAUUUUAACAUUGUUAAUUCUCAUGCUCCCUUCCGUGAAGUCAAGAUCAAACAAGAUUCUUUACCAUGGAUAAAUAGGGACAUCAGGAAGGAAAUGAAUACAAGAUUUAAGUUACUGAAGUCCUAUAAAGGCUCCCAAUGCUCAACUCAUCUUUGGAAUGAUAUAAAGAAUCAAGAAAUAGAGUGA